Molecule: messenger RNA, 1465 nt
Organism: Phragmites australis (common reed)
Lineage: Eukaryota; Viridiplantae; Streptophyta; Magnoliopsida; Poales; Poaceae
Exons: 5
Coding region: 1-1275 (424 amino acids)
Source: RefSeq, a predicted model, not a curated record
AUGGGAGGAAGCAGUCUGUCCCUCCCCGCGGCCAUCGUCGCGGUUGCUCCCGGUCCCCGCGUUGGCGCGCCAUCCUGCGUCUGCUUGCCAUGGGAAGCUUCAUCGAUCUCUUCUGCCAAGCAUGCAUCAUUGCUUCUUUUCUUUUCUUUCCCCCUGUUGCAAGAGAUCCCCAGGGAAGGAGAGGAGAUUGCAUCUGACCUGCACCGGUGCUUGCUACAGCGGCACGGUUUGCUCAAGAGUGGAUUGGUGCUUCUACUGGGCUCCUUGCUCGGACGGUUGGUGUACCGGCGGGCGCUCCGGCCUCCGCCGCCCAACAUCUGCGGGACUCCGGGAGGCCCUCCCGUCACAGCAACCAGGGUGAAGCUCAGGGACGGGAGGCAUCUCGCCUACCUCGAGUCCGGCGUGCCCAGAGCAACGGCCAACCACAAGAUCGUCUUCGUCCAUGGCAUCAACUCCUCCAGGCACGACGUCCUCCCUGUCUCCCAGGUUACUUCCUUUCCCGAGGUUCUUGAGGAGCUGGGCGUGUGCCUCAUCUCGUACGACAGGCCCGGGUACGGCGAGAGCGACCCUGACCCCUCCAAGACGGAGAGGAGCAACGCUCUGGACAUCCAGGAUCUCGCCGACCAGCUCGACCUCGGGGACAGGUUCUACGUCAUCGGCUUCUCCGUGGGAGGCCAGCUCGUGUGGAGCUGCCUCAAGCACAUCCCACACAGGCUUGCCGGCGCGGCGCUGGUGGCGCCGAUAGCCAACUUCUGGUGGCGCGGCUUCCCGGCCGACGUGUCGAGGAAGGCGUACGCCGCGCAGCUGCCGCAGGACAAGUGGGCGGCCAGCGUCGCGCACCACGCGCCGUGGCUGACCUACUGGUGGAACACCCAGGAGUGGUUCCCUCCAUCCAGCCUCAUCGCCCGCAGCCGCCGCAUCUACUCGCCGCCGGACCUCAAGCUCAUCUCCGAGCUCGCCGGCCCGCGACGGCCUCACAGGGCUCAGGUGAAGCAGCAAGGGGUGUUCGAGACGCUGCACCGGGACAUGAUGCUGGCGUUCGGCAAGUGGGACUACAGUCCGCUGGAGCUGAGGAACCCGGCGCCGGGCAAGGAAGGGGCGGUGCACCUGUGGCACGACGCGGACGACCUGGUCGUCACGCCGAUCAUGUCGCGCCACAUCGCGCAGGAGCUGCCGUGGAUCCGCUACCACGAGCUGCCGGACGCCGGGCACCUGCUCACGCUCGCCGACGGCGUGGCCGACAUCAUCGUCAAGUCGCUCCUGCUGGGAGAGUAGAAGGCUAGCUAGUAGCUAGCAGAUAUUCAUGAUCACAACAGGUCUAUCGAUCGGCUCGGGUCAUGCACAGGCUUUGCAUUGGAGGCCGGAACUUAUUCUCUGCCUCUACUGCUAUCGUGCUGAAUGUAGUAGUCACUGCAAUCUCUUCAACAAUAUUGAAGACUGUCGCAUAAUAGACUUAUAUUUGAGA